AUGGAAACCUUAGACAAGGCAAUGAAAAUGAAGGAAAAAGUUGUGGAACAAGGGUCCCAAUUGAAGGUAGACGAUGAACGUACUUCUCGUGUUGUGUUAGAUCUCGAGCUUUUUAAUCCAGGAUCUUCUCGUACAAGUGAGUCAUCAAAAGAGGGGCGACGAUUAAAGCCUAAAGUAUUCACAUGCAGCUUUUGCAAGAGAGAAUUUUCGACUUCUCAAGCACUUGGAGGGCAUCAAAAUGCCCAUAAACAAGAGCGUGCAUUGGCCAAAAAACGACAUGGCCUAGUAAUGGAGGCUGCACGACCAACACCUCCUCCUCCUCUGGGCGGUGGCCAACAACCGUAUCCCUACCGUCCUUACUCCAACAUUCCUCAUCAUCAAACGAUCCCUUUUUGUGGCGCUUCGGAUAGAUCACUUGGUUGGGUUCGAUCUGAUUCCUUGAUUCAUAAACAAUCUUAUAAUCCAUGGUUUUCGUCUAACCAUGAAAAGUUGUCUAGGCCAAUUUUUCUGAACUCGUCGACAUCAUCGUAUGAUAAGCUGUUGGGGCAAAAUAAUCAAGAACUUCAAUUGGGACAUGCAAAUAGUGAUCAAAUUGAUGCAGCGGGAAUUGAUUUGAAUCUAAAGCUUUAA
Molecule: messenger RNA, 630 nt
Organism: Olea europaea var. sylvestris
Lineage: Eukaryota; Viridiplantae; Streptophyta; Magnoliopsida; Lamiales; Oleaceae
Product: zinc finger protein 1-like
Exons: 1
Coding region: 1-630 (209 amino acids)
Biological process (GO): negative regulation of abscisic acid-activated signaling pathway
Source: RefSeq, a predicted model, not a curated record